CAGGGAAUAGCAAACCAGUUAAAGUCAGCUUGGUCACGUUUUUGGACCGUGAUGUAAAUGCACAAUAAAACUGAAGGCGCAAAAUGCAGACAUUCAGUAUGUUGCCGGUUACCUUUAUGUAAUUUGAGCACUAGUACUGAGUUAAAACAUGCUACUUAAAAUUAAGCAUUUUCGUGUCCAUAUGAAAGCACAAUAUGCACAUGUGCUCUUUUUUAAGGUAAUGCGCGCGCCUGGCAAUUAGCAUCAGUUGACAAAUGCUCACAGACAAUUUGGGGUCAAGCUGGCACAGUCCUUAGUUACAUUUGUUGUUUGUUCUUUCACGGGUUCUUUGUGGUCCAGGAGGUGUUUGUGUUUGAUAUUCACUGCGCUUUUUUUUCUUUUUUCUUUUUGUGGUUUCAAAACAAUCCGCGCAGUGGCUGGCUUUAUUCACACGGAGUCCCAGAGUAAACUGCACUGACAGAGCCUACCAGCCUGAAGCUCAACUUGGGUAUCAAUAGAACUACAUCGUUUUACUGGGCCACUGGACCCAUCUCAUAAAAUGAGACCAAACUGUGUUAUUUUCAUUUUUAUUUGGUCUCGGGCUGCUGCGCAACGGCGUUUUGGAGCGCCGCGGGUACACCGUGCGUCCCAUCUCUCUUUACAUGCUUUUAUUUGGAAGAGAGAAAUAAGCGCCAGCGCCGGCAUAAACACACUGGCAGACAUAUCUUGUUUCUGCAAGCUCUGGUUGGUUGGGCACACCGUCAUAUUCACAUGGAUGUGCCUGUCAGAGAAAAUAUGGGCGGGCGCAACAUGGUGACGUGGAGGUCUGGAGAGAGGCGCAGUUGGAUAGACAGUGCUCAGGCAACAGCUGAAAUGAACAGUGAGUGGUGUAGUGUGUGUAUGCCUCUGGAUCUAAUAUCACCUACCUGUCCUUGUCACUCUGAUAGUCAGGCGAGGUAGCCGCUGUUUUUCACCGAUGCUAUGGCAAAACUCAAUGGCCUAUUUUAAAGCGUUUUCCAAUUUAAACACAAAGAAGGCUUUAUCUCAACCGCAAGAGGAUCCGCGAGGUUGUGCGUUUUUUGGAGAGCUGAGCACAUUCCGCAGUCGGACUUUCCGCCUACCCUUCCAGUACUAAAGGUUGUGCGAUCUUUUACCGAUGAACUCUAUGAGGGAUCCAUUAAACAUAGACCAUCAUCACCUAACAGGGAAUAAACUUGCCUCCACACACCACACGGCUCUGGCGAUGGCCUCUAGUUUGCAGCCACUGCAGCGGUCUGUGGACUCUAAACACCGGUUAGAAGUGCACACUGUGUCGGACACAUCAAGUCCGGAGUCUGUCGAAAAGGAGAAGAUACAAAAUAAAAAUGAAGACUCUUCAGAUGACCCUUCCAAAAAGAAGCGACAGCGGCGGCAGAGGACUCACUUCACCAGCCAGCAGCUGCAGGAGCUGGAGGCCACUUUCCAGCGGAAUCGCUAUCCGGACAUGAGCACAAGGGAGGAGAUAGCCGUGUGGACCAACCUUACGGAGGCCCGAGUCAGGGUGUGGUUCAAGAAUCGGCGAGCCAAGUGGAGGAAGAGGGAAAGAAACCAGCAAGCAGAGCUUUGCAAAAACGGCUUCGGGCCGCAGUUCAAUGGACUCAUGCAGCCCUACGAUGACAUGUACCCUAGCUACACAUACAACAACUGGGCUGCCAAGGGCCUCACAUCUGCCUCUUUAUCCACAAAAAGCUUCCCCUUCUUCAACUCCAUGAAUGUCAACCCCUUAUCCUCGCAAACCAUGUUCUCACCGCCCAACUCCAUAUCCUCUAUGACUUCCAGCAUGGUGCCAUCGGCGGUCACCGGCGUACCGGGCUCCAGUCUCAACAGCCUCAAUAACUUGAAUAACCUCAGUAACCCGUCUCUCAACUCGGGGGUGCCCACGCCGGCGUGUCCCUACGCCCCUCCGACCCCUCCUUAUGUGUACAGGGACACUUGUAACUCCAGCCUGGCCAGCCUGAGACUGAAAGCCAAGCAGCACUCGAGUUUUGGAUACGCCAGUGUGCAGAAUCCGGCCACUAAUCUGAGUGCUUGCCAAUAUGCCGUGGACAGGCCAGUCUAAUACCUACCUGCACUGCAAAAAAUAAUCAUCUUAGCAAGAUAUAAGAGGCUAGUAGGGACGCUUACAGUUACAUUUUUCUCUAAAGACAGUGGGCAUCUCUGGUGGUGCGAUUGUUAUAGACUUUUUUGCGUGUAUCAAGAUUUUGUUUUUUAAUUUUUUGGCGAGCUUUGCCAGUUGGAAUGUUACUUGCAGUAUUCCGACCCUUUUUCUUAAUACACUGCCACUUGCUCCGGUAAAAAUCUAAAAUCUUAUAGGAAACAUGUGGGAUUAUCCCAUCGCAUCACAUUCAUUUUCUUUCUUUUGAAGGGGCAAAUGUGAUUUGAGGGUGAUUACAAUCCCAGAUAGCUUGCUAUGGUGGUCAUUUUUUGCAGUGUGAGGGUAAUCACAAACAGCCGGCCACAGGAACAAGAGACUACUACAAGUACUUUUUCAUUUUUCAAAAAGGGCACUAGAAGACUGAACCACUGAAACAAGCUCAACUACAGGUCGGAGUCAAACUGAAAUGGGACUUCUUAGGUUUGUUCCCCUUUUGAUGAGUUCAGGCCUGCUUCACACUGCGCCUCAGCGGAAAAGAAAAAAAGAAAUAAACGGAGAAAAAAAAGAAAAGAAAAAAAGGCCUGUUUUAUUUUUCAUAACUCCUCAUAAGGGUUUUCUGGUGGAUUUUUGGACGGUACCUAUUGACUGAAAAGGUUGUAUAUAUAUUUGAAUUAUCAUCUCCUGUUUGUCGAGGCGAAUGCGCUAUAACCCCACGUCCUCUCCAGGUUCAAUUUAUCAACGCAUGUGGAAAAAAAUCUCUAAAAAGGAAUCAUGUUUUGCUUGCAAACAAAAGGGAAUGUACAUACUAAAACGCACCAGUUGUGUGUUUCUAACAUAUUAUAAAUUUAUUAUUAAUGUCUGUGUGAAUAUCGAUUUAGAAUAGCAAUUCUGGAUUAAAAAAAAAAGUUCAAAU
Haplochromis burtoni (Burton's mouthbrooder) is the source of this 3026-nucleotide messenger RNA. It is a transcript of the gene pitx2, whose product is annotated as paired-like homeodomain 2. Gene Ontology annotation, molecular function: DNA-binding transcription factor activity, RNA polymerase II-specific; RNA polymerase II cis-regulatory region sequence-specific DNA binding. The record is from RefSeq and is a predicted model, not a curated record. The transcript has 3 exons. NCBI's taxonomy places the organism in Eukaryota, Metazoa, Chordata, Actinopteri, Cichliformes, Cichlidae. Bases 1136 to 2077 code for a protein of 313 amino acids. Gene Ontology annotation, biological process: anatomical structure morphogenesis; regulation of transcription by RNA polymerase II. Gene Ontology annotation, cellular component: nucleus.